AUGGCUUCAACAUCGAAACCGCAAACACCUCGGCUUCCCCUGGAUAUCUCAGAGAUCGAGUCGAGUUCAGACCCUGAAGGCGACUCGGAAGACUCGAGCGCCGAGGAUGAGACCCCCACCAUAGUGAGGUCGCCCACAAAGCUCACUUACAAGAUCGACAGGCUCUCGGACGAAACCCGCUCUACGGUCCGAGAAGCUUUCAAGGACCCGCCAAGACUGUCGUUGCAGUACUGCCGUCUGCAGGACGACACUUAUGCUUUUCAGAUGACAGAGAUGGUGCCCCGGUCUAUUCGUAUCGGCUCGUCGGAGAGCAAGUUUCCGACGCCGCGAUGCUCUUGCGGCAAACAAAACGGACCUUGCAAGCACUUGCUCUGGCUGCUGGAUCAGCUGGUCAAGCAAACCCUUUACGACCAGGACCCUGCUUCACCCUUGACCAUGACGUCGAAGGGCUUCGCUGAGGAGGUCGGCGACCCCUUUUCGAGCAUCUCCGAUUUUCACCUCGACGUUCUCGCCGACAGCCUGCGCUGUCGAGUUGUUCACCCUGAUUCCGGCAAUGAUGAUGACGAUGACGACGACGACGACGACGAAGAUCUUGAUCCAUCUCGAGUGCAAGAAGCUCGUGAGCUCCUGGCCUCAGUUGCCGCUGUUGAUCCCGAAGAGUAUCCGCGCGACCUCGAGUGUACAAUUUUCCGCAUGCUCCUCGACAACAACGACUUCUUCCACUACUUUCUUUCCCGCGCUCGCUCCUCAGACCCAUAA
This is a messenger RNA of Verticillium dahliae VdLs.17, 759 nucleotides long. RefSeq lists its product as uncharacterized. The coding region runs from base 1 to 759 and encodes 252 amino acids. The record is from RefSeq and is a predicted model, not a curated record. NCBI's taxonomy places the organism in Eukaryota, Fungi, Ascomycota, Sordariomycetes, Glomerellales, Plectosphaerellaceae. Gene Ontology annotation, molecular function: zinc ion binding. The transcript is spliced from 2 exons.